Messenger RNA from Lytechinus variegatus (green sea urchin), 793 nucleotides. Its product is annotated as E3 ubiquitin-protein ligase znrf2-like. The transcript has 4 exons. The coding region runs from base 50 to 766 and encodes 238 amino acids. NCBI's taxonomy places the organism in Eukaryota, Metazoa, Echinodermata, Echinoidea, Temnopleuroida, Toxopneustidae. The record is from RefSeq and is a predicted model, not a curated record.
UCUGGAAUUUUACGCGAAAGUGGUGAUAAAUAGGAAUAUUUGGUUGAUCAUGGGGCAGAAAGUCAGUUCUAGUCCCAGGACGGUGUACGGGGCCGCGGUUGGUGGGGCAGACUCGCCGGGUGGUUCGACAGCCAGUGGCGGGUACCUUUCAAUUGGUAGUUCCAAUGGACAUCACAAUGGAGCCCGUAUUUAUUCUAGUGCAUCCUCUUCGACAAAUGGACAAAGGAACCGCGCUCGGUCUUUAGGCAGCACGAGUACUCAUACAAAUGGACAAGCAAUGAAUAUACCUGGGGGGUCGGGACCAAGUAGAGGCCCCGAUUCGGACCCUAGUUCAUCAGAGAACAGUGCCCCCAGUUCAGGGUCAGGAGGUGGGGGCAGUGGAAGUGGCACCAGCUCUAGUGGUGCAAGUGGAUCAGGGGGAGGGGGAGGAAGGAGUAGGGGGAGAAGUUUCCCCUUUCACGCUCAGUCUCUACCUACACAUCUAUUUGCUCCGGCUUUAUUACAAGGUAUCAAAUGUCCAGUAUGUUCCAAGUUUGUCGGUGCCGAUAAUAUUGAGCUUCAUUUGCUUGCCUGCCUCACCAAACCCAGGAUUGUAUAUAAUGAAGAUGUACUAACGUUAGACUCAGGGGAAUGUGUAAUAUGCCUAGAAGAUAUGCUACAAGGGGAUACCAUAGCAAGACUGCCAUGCCUUUGUAUUUAUCACAAAAGUUGUAUCGACAAUUGGUUUGAGAGGAAUCGAUCGUGUCCGGAGCACCCGAACGACUAGGAGCAGAGUGUGUGUGUGAAUCUAAAG